Molecule: messenger RNA, 1084 nt
Organism: Cokeromyces recurvatus
Lineage: Eukaryota; Fungi; Mucoromycota; Mucoromycetes; Mucorales; Mucoraceae
Product: ring finger protein 175-like protein
Exons: 8
Coding region: 37-1038 (333 amino acids)
Cellular component (GO): Golgi membrane; endoplasmic reticulum membrane
Molecular function (GO): ubiquitin protein ligase activity; metal ion binding
Source: RefSeq, a predicted model, not a curated record
UUUUUCCUUGCCUUUUUAUAAAUAUAUUAUUCUACUAUGAAUAAUGAACAAGAUAUUAGUUUUAGUGCUGCUUGGCUUGAGGGCAAAUUAACUGAUGAACAGGUUAAUCAACUCACGCCAGAACAAUUAAAAAAUUAUAAUUUGCAAUUAGAAUAUAAUAAAGAACAUAAAGGUCAUGAAUCACAACAUGAAUUGAUGGCCAUUAUAUUAUUAUUUGCUUUGUUUGCUUCACAAUUCUUAAUUUUAUGGUGGAAAAAGAAACAUUAUAAAUCAUAUCAAACUGUAAGUUUAGCUGGUCUUUAUUUCUUUCCUGUAUUGUUUGGUCUUUAUGCAGGAUGGUCAAGGUUUUUAAUCUUUUGGACACUAUUUUCACUCUUAAACGGCUUUGUUAUUUAUAAGGCAACAAGACAACCUUUAGAAGCCAUGACGCCACGCAUGGUCUACAAAUGGUAUACAGUGGUUUAUAACGUAUCAUUUGUGAUUGGAUUAAUAGGUUAUUGUGUCAUUUUAUUUGUCUUUUUUGGAUUAUCAGAAUUGUUUGGUAUUGGUCCUGGAUUUAUACAAGUAGGAGUCUUAUUAUUAAGCUAUGGACUUUACUUUGGUGUAUUAGGAAGAGAUUUCGUUGAAAUAUGUCAGGAUAGAAUGGCAGCUACAAUUGGAUAUUAUUCAAAGGAUGGAUUACCUAAUAAAUAUUUAGGAGAAGGGAUCUGUGCUGUUUGUGGUUAUUCAACUUCACAACAACCACAGGGAAUAGAGUCAACAAGACCUGUUAUGUUUUCAGAUGACCCAGUACAUCAAUUAACCUGUAAACAUGUAUUUCAUGAAAAAUGUAUUCGUGGAUGGGUUUUAAUUGGUAAAAAAGACAUAUGUCCUUAUUGUAAGGAAAAAGUAGACCUUAAACAGUUUAAAAAGAAUCCAUGGGAUACACAACAACAGCUUUAUCUUAAUUUAUUAGAUGGCGUUCGUUACUUGGUUGUUUGGCAACCAAUUAUUUUUGGUGCUGUUCAACUCGCUUAUUAUAUUUUUGGUUUAGAUUAAAAUAAAAUAUAAAGGUUCAUUUUCUUUUGAAACCUAGCAACAAUAA